AUGAUGAAAGAGAUCGGUGACAAACAAGGAGAAGCAUCUGCUUACGGAAGUCUAGGAGUUGUGUUUCAUUCUGUUGAUCAAUAUACCAAGGCUGAAGAAUACCUUCAGAAAACAGUACUGAUCAGCAAAGAAAUCAGAGACAAAAAGGGAGAGGCAUCUGCUUACAAACAACUAGGAGAUGUGUUUCAUUCAGUUGGUCAAUAUACCAAGGCUGAAGAAUACCUUCAGAAAGCAUUGCUGAUCAGUAAAGAAAUCGGUGACAAAAAAGGAGAAGCAUUACAUUACACAAAUCUAGGAACUGUGUCCCAAACUGUUGGUCAAUCUACCAAGGCUGAAGGACACCUUCAAAAAGCUCUUCUGAUGAUGAAAGAGAUCGGUGACAAAAAAGGAGAAGCAUCUGCUUACGGAAAUCUAGGAACUGUGUUUCAUUCUGUUGGUCAAUAUACCAAGGCUGAAGAAUACCUUCAGAAAGCACUACUGAUCCGCAAAGAAAUCGGUGACAAACAAGGAGAAGCAUCAGAUUACGGAAAACUAGGAACUGUGUUGAAAUCUGUUGGUCAAUAUACCACGGCUGAAAAAUAUCUUCAAAAAGCACUACUGAUCAGUAAAGAAAUCGGUAACAAAGAGGGAGCAGCAUUACAUUACAAUAGUCUAGGAACUGUGUUCCAAACUGUUGGUCAAUCUACCAAGGCUGAAGAACACCUUCAAAAAGCACUUCUGAUGAUGAAAGAGAUCGGUAACAAAAAAGGAGAAGCAUCUGUUUACGGAAAUCUAGGAAUUGUGUUUCAUUCUGUUGGUCAAUAUACCAAGGCUGAAGAAUACCUUCAGAAAGCACUAGUUGUCAAGAAAGAAAUCGGUGACAAGCAAGGAGAAGCAUCUGCUUACGAAGGUCUAGGAACUAUGUUUCAGUCCGUUGGUCAAUAUACCAAGGCUGAAGAAGACCUUCAAAAAGCACUUCUGAUCAUGAAAGAGAUAGGUGACAAAGAAGGAGAAGCAUCUGCUUGCGGAAAUCUAGGAACUGUGUUUUGUUCUGUUGGUCAAUAUACCAAGGCUGAAGAAUACCUUCGGAAAGCACUACUGAUUAGGAAAGAAAUCGGUGACAAAGGAGGAGAAGCAUCUGCUUACGGAAAUCUCGGAACUAUGUUUAAGUCUGUUGGUCAAUAUACCAAGGCUGAAGAAUACCUUCAAAAGGAACUACUGAUCAGGAAAGAAAUCGGUGACAAACAAGGAGAAGGAGCUGUGUUUCGUUCUGCUGGUCAAUAUACCAAGGCUGAAGAAUACCUUCAGAAAUCACUGACGAUCCACCAUGAAAUCGGAAACAGACGUGGUGUUGCAGCUUCAUACUUAAAUCUGGGAGCACUUUGUACUUUGUUCUUUCAGCUUAAUAAAAAGGGUCAAGAAUUUGCUUAUAGAGCACUUGAGAUAGGUUACGAAAUACGGGACAUUGAAUUGCAGUUUCACAGCCACCUUAGCAUGGCUCUGAACUUGUUAGAGGCAGGAGGAAGCAUCAUUGAACUUGUGCGAAAUCUCUAUAAAAGCAUUCAAAAGUGCGAAGAAAUGCAUGAUUAUUUCAGAGUGAAAGAUCAAAUGAAAAUUUCAUUUUUUGAUGAGCAUGUCUCCCCUUACCUUCUUCUUUGCCAGUUGUUGACUUCCGCAGGCAGCUAUUAUGAAGCUCUUUACGUUGCCGAGCUUGGACGGUCCAGAGCACUUGCAGACAUACUGUCAGAUAAAUACUUUGUGAAAAAAAAGGUAUCAGUGAACCCAAAAUCAUGGGUUGGUGUUGAGAAUAUCAUGAGCAAAAAUGCCUUUAGUUCUUGUUUAUACAUAUCCUGUUUCCAUGAUGAGAUGUAUUUUUGGAUCAUUAAGCCAAACAAAACCAUAGUUUUGCGACACACGAAACUCAAAGAAAGUGCAGCUAAAGUGUUUGAAAAUCAAAGAUUUGGUGGCCCUCAGGAUUUACGUCAAGACCAAUGCGAAGAUCGAUCAUUUUUUUGUUCAUAUUUAAGCUCCCCGCCAUCAUGCAAACCAUCUCAGGAUGACACCUUUGCAACAUUACGCUUUAUAGAAGAAGAGGAACACGAAACGCACGACUCUGAGGAGCUUACUCUUGCUGAUGGCUACAAUAUCAUCGUCGCCCCUGUAGUUGACUUACUACAAGAAUCAGAAAUCAUUAUCGUACCGGAUCCAUUGUUGUACCCAAUUCCCUUUGCAGCUUUAAAGGAUGAUAAUGGACAUUAUUUAUCGGAUACUUUCAGGAUUCGUAUUGUACCUUCCUUGACGACUCUAAGGUUGAUUCAGCGCAGUCCAGUAGACUACCACAGUAAAACCGGUGCAAUAGUCAUAGGAGAGCCAGAGGUCAGUGGUGUAUACUACCAGGGAAAACUUCUAAAAUUAUGUCCCUUGCCUUGGGCAAGAAAGGAAGCAGAGAUGAUUGGGCGACUGCUCGGAGUUGAGCCAUUAUUGGGAAAAGAUGCUACUAAGCAAGCAGUCCUGGAAAGAAUGCAUCCCGUAAGUCUCAUUCACUUUGCUGCUCAUGGGUAUGAGGAACGUGGAGAAAUUGCUCUUUCCCCUAUAAGCCGGUACGGAACCCCGCACGAAGAGGACUACUUAUUGACGAUGGCUGAAAUUUCGCAAGUUCGACUGACUGCCAGGCUGGUUGUCCUUAGCUGCUGUCAUAGUGCUAGUGGCCAAGUGAGAGCUGAGGGAGUUGUUGGAAUUGCUCGAGCAUUUCUAGCUUCGGGUGCACGCGCCGUGCUGGCGGCACUGUGGGCUAUAGAGGAUAAAGCUACCAUGCAGUUUAUGAAUCAUUUUUACGAGCACCUCGUUCGUGGUGAAAGUGCAAGUGAAUCUCUUCACCAGGCCAUGAAAUGGAUGAGAGAGAAUCGCUUCUCUGACUUUAAGCAGUGGGCGCCGUUUAUGCUGAUUGGAGAUGAUGUGUCAUUCAAAGGUUAGUAAUUGACACCAUUUUUGGAUAUUGUUAAGUGUUACGUAUUUUCAAUCAAAAGAUGUACAGUUUAUGUUUGUGACAACGCAUUCUGAUGCAAAAUUCUGUAACGGGAGACAUUAUUUUGCUAGUCCCAUUAUCUGCUGUGUAAUUCUUCUCUGUACAGAGAAGAUAGGAGAACGAAUCUCCAAUUCAUUUUAUUUUGUGAGUUUGUGCUGAAUAUUUCGUAAAGCAUGCCCUGAACUCUCCAUGAAAUAACUGAAAUAUAAAUGUAGAGAACGUUGGCUGAGAUUCCAAAGAUCACAUGAUAGCAACCUACCGGUAUAUCGAUCACUGAGAAGAAACGUUAGAGUAAAUACACCUUUCUUGAGGUGAUUAUUUGAUAAAGAAAAAACAUUGCAUUCACUUUAAAUUAGAUUCAUCCCCGGCGACCCAGAGCAAGCUCAGAGCGACAUGAUAAUCACGUUUAAACUCAGUAGAAUGUAGAAGCAGAGUGGAAGACUUGUGAGCAGUACUGGCGCAAGCAGUUCCAGAAGCGUUUGGUUUCGCAGCCUUGCUUCUCUAGCAAAUGUGCAAAGGGCAACUCCCUUCUGUUCGCUUUCUUUUAUACUGACCAUUUUCUCAAUAGCCCUGAGAUCUCAGCGUUAGCUUGAGAUCUUUGCGCCAGAGCUGAAUAUUGUAGCGAUAGCAAUGGACUAUUAGCGAUAGCCAGCGAUAGCCACUGUUUUUGUUUAGCGAUACCUCUAACUUUUUGGCGGUAGCCCCGAGAUUUUGAUUAGAGAUAACAAUUCAUGAAUUUGACGCACGUUUUUCGAUAGUCCUGAGAUUUUAGCGAUAGGAGUUCGAUAUUUUAGCGGGAACAAUUGGAAGUUGCCUUUUAUUAUAUGUCAUUCGAUUACACGAUUUACACGAAAGCGACCCUGCAUGAUUGCGUUUUCCUUUUACUUUUUUUGCAGGUGUUUUUAAGGGUAAGAUCAGUCUGAAAGAUCUCGAAGGUGCUGACUGAAACAAGGAACUUGUGAACAUGAGUUAUCGUGUCAUUGAACUUGUAAAAAAUUGUUAAGUAAACAUUAACUUUUAGAAGUGGCCUUUCCUGAGUUUGUAAAGUGGACAGGUGAAAUUGGUACAUUUUUAUUUAGGUGCCAUUUGCGCAACUCAAGGAUGGGGUAGGCAGGAUAAACAGGAGGUUAAGUUUCUAUCCAGACGUCAAAGUUGCGUUGACUUCACUCUAGCCUUUUACUAUAUAUUCGGCGCCUCUUUCAUUCUGCGUGACUCCUGCU
Molecule: messenger RNA, 4224 nt
Organism: Porites lobata
Lineage: Eukaryota; Metazoa; Cnidaria; Anthozoa; Scleractinia; Poritidae
Source: the annotation of a GenBank genome assembly